AAAAAGGGGAGGGGAAGAGGAGGAAGAGGUAAGGAAGGAAGGAGGGAAGGAAAUAAACAGCAGGAAACACUUUUCAUAAUAUAUAUAUUUUUCUUUUUACAAAAAAUUCAGUAUAUAAUGAAGAAGGGUAUCCACAGCAGAUAUAUUUGUUCCAACAAGAGAAAUCUUUUUUUUAUACACUGUCCUUCCGUUUUUUUUUCUUUCUUUCCAUCUUCCUUCCCGUCCACUAACUUAUCCAAAACCUCCACCCCUUUUCCUACCUAAAUAUAUAACAACUGUGUAUCCUAUAUAAAUCUAUAUAUCCAUCCAUCCAUCCAUCCAUCCAUUCAUUUAUUCUUUUUUUAAAACUAUUUAAAUUUUUAAAAAAAUGCGUUCAUUUGCCCUCGUCACUCUCCUCGCUCUUACCAGCAGCACUCUUGCGGCACCUUUUUCCCUUCGCCAGCUCGGCGAUGUCGUCAACGGACCUACAGCGAUCAACGAGGCCACUGUGAACAACGGUCAGCUCGCUGAGGGAGUUCUCGACACCGAGACAUCCUUCGACAAUGCUCAGAUUAUCGGCGCAACGGGUAACACUAUUGAAACCACCAAUAGUAACAAGAACAUCCACGGCAAUGCAUUCCUUAAUGCCAAGAUUAACGUUGCCCAGGGUGUCCAGGGUUCGGCAGUCGUCGGUAAUGGAAAUAAGGUGUUUGAUGCUUGGAGCAACCCUGCACUUUGGGCUGGCCCUUAUUAUAAGCGCCAGUUGGCUAAUGCUUUGUCGGAUAUUGAUAGCAACACGGUUAAUAGCGGUGCUCUGUCCCAGGGAACGCUCAAGGCUGGUUUGUCGCUGGAGGGUGCUUCGGUGCUGAACCCUGUGGGUAAUGAUGUGACCCAGGUUAGCAAGAACCAGGAGAUUGCUGAUAGCACUUUCGUCCAGCCCACGUUUAACGAGGCUACAAACAAUGAUGGCCCGGUGUAUGCUGGUAACAACGGUUUCUUUAUGCCGGUUAACAACGAGAAGGAUGCUAUUCAUAUUGAUAACGGCGCUUUCUUUGCAUCUGCCCUGGCUGGUUACUUUGGUCCCGCCCCAGUCGCUGUCGAAGCUGUUGCUGCUCCUCUUUACUGAGUAACGAGACUAGAUAGUUAAUCUGUUUCUUCUUUCUUUUUUAAAUUUAACAUUUUCUUGUUGAAUUAAUAUCCAAAUAAUCAUACGCAAGAUUGCAUGUGCGAA
Kickxella alabastrina is the source of this 1210-nucleotide messenger RNA. RefSeq lists its product as uncharacterized. The record is from RefSeq and is a predicted model, not a curated record. Bases 368 to 1105 code for a protein of 245 amino acids. The transcript has a single exon. NCBI's taxonomy places the organism in Eukaryota, Fungi, Kickxellomycota, Kickxellomycetes, Kickxellales, Kickxellaceae.